GUAAAGUUUAAACAAAAGAUGUUUGAUCAAAGAUGAAGAAGCAAAAUGAUGGAUUUGAAGGAGAGAAUGUUUUAUCUUCUAUCUUUUAUAAUUUCCCUUAUUAUUGGUCUUUUCUUUCCUCUAUCUGUUGAUUCACAGUGUAAUGGAAAUCUAGUAAUUAUCAAUUUUGGUGACUCCAAUUCUGAUACUGGUGGCUACGUUAUAAUACGUGGAAUGAUCGGACAGCUUCCAAUAAAGCACACCAUCAAUCAUGAUUUAGCUGGUCGAAUGUGUGAUGGCAAAUUAGUCAUUGAUUUUCUAUGCGAAAGUGUGAAAAAUGGUUAUUUAACUCCAUUUAUGGAGUCAAUGGGGAAAAACUUUACAAACGGAGUUAAUUUUGCUAUUGCUGGUUCUAAAACUCUUCCAGCCUCAGAUUCUUUUAAUUUGAAGAUCCAAAUUGCCCAGUUCCAUCGGUUUCGUUCUCUUUCUCUUGAGUUAUUUGACAAAGGUAAUGGAAAUUUGCUAGGAGAUGAAGAUUUAAGGAAUGCCCUCUACACAAUUGAUAUUGGACAAAAUGAUUUGGAUGGAGUAUUUGGUGGUCUCUCAUAUGAAAAAGCUAUCCUAAAAAUUCCUGAUUUCAUUUAUGAAAUUGAAAAUGCAAUAAAGGAAAUUUAUGAAGAAGGUGGAAAGAAUUUUUGGGUACAUAAUACAGGGCCAAUAGGGUGCUUGCCUAAAUCACUUACAACAUAUAACAAGUAUAAGGAUGAUUAUGAUGAGCAUGGUUGCCUAAGAUCUCUAAAUGAAGGUGCAAAAAUAUUCAAUGACAAAUUAUACCUUCUCUGUGAAACACUAAGAGAUGAAUUGAAGAAUAUCACCAUUGUAUAUGUUGAUGUCUACUCCAUCAAGUAUGACCUCAUUGCCAAUUCUUCUAAUUAUGGGUUUGUGAAUCCAUUGAUGGCAUGUUGUGGAUAUGGAGGGCCACCAUAUAACUUUGAAUCAAACAACAAAUGUGGGCAAGGAAAUUACACAAUAUGUGAGAAUAGAUCCAAGUACAUUAGCUGGGAUGGUGCUCAUUAUACAGAAGCAGCUAAUGCAGCUGUUGCCUCUAAAAUACUCUCAUCAAACUACUCUACACCUCCACUCAAGUUCAAUAGUUUUUGCAAUAUUGCACCUUGAUAUGGGACUAAAGACUUUUGUCAAUCAGUGAAGUUGUAUGCAGUUUUGUUUGGUAAAUAAGUUUAUUUUCAGGUUCUGUAUCGAAAACAAUAAUAUGCAAACCCAACCCAGUAAUUUCAAUGUCAAGAAAAGCUACUAAACCAUCUCCCCCAGUCUGGAAACUAGGAAAACUUCAAUACAAGAUCCUAUAGGAAUUGAAAAAUUUAUGUAUGGCCUACCUAUACACUAAUACAUACAAUCAGAUCUAUAAAUAAUGCAUGCAUAUCAGGUUCUUGAGGCAUGAUUUUGUAUAUAUAAUGUGAUAAAUAGGGGCAUGAACACCUAUACUUAUGGUCUAAAGGCAUAUACACCUAUAGACAACUACAUCUCAAACUACUUGAGAACAACUACAUGAAUCUCUAUUUUUCUGUUCUUGCUACAUUUGGAUCCAUCUUCACUCCAAUACUCAAUAGCUCAUUCCAGGAGGAUACUAACAAAAAAAACUUAACCAUUUAAGAACAGCCAAAUAUAGGUAACCAAAAUUAAGCUAAAGAUGACAAGCCGAAACUGGUGUAAAACUCCAUAAAACCUACUUCAAGAAAGUUGUUGAAGUACAUAGCUUAUUCAGCUAAAAGAAUCUUCCCAUCCAUUUGGAUAAAGCAGUCCUCCCAAAA
This is a messenger RNA of Nicotiana attenuata, 1808 nucleotides long. RefSeq names its product GDSL esterase/lipase At1g09390-like. The record is from RefSeq and is a predicted model, not a curated record. The transcript is spliced from 5 exons. Gene Ontology annotation, molecular function: hydrolase activity, acting on ester bonds. Bases 46 to 1155 code for a protein of 369 amino acids. Lineage: Eukaryota; Viridiplantae; Streptophyta; Magnoliopsida; Solanales; Solanaceae.